AUGUUGAAGCUCACGGCGCUCGUUGCGCUCUUGCUGGGCGCGGCGUCUGCUACGCCGACUCCUAGCCCUCCUGCCAGCGAUGAGGGCAUCACAAAGCGUGCCACCAGCUUCUACUAUCCUAACAUGGACCAUGUCAAUGCGCCCAGGGGUUUCGCUCCUGACCUGGAUGGAGACUUCAACUACCCAAUCUAUCAGACUGUCAACGCAGGAGAUGGAAAUGCUCUCCAGAAUGCUAUCAACACUGAUGGAAAGGGUGGCUCUCGUCACCCACAGUGGUUCGCCUCACAGCCACGAGUUGUUUACAUUCCUCCGGGAACAUAUACCAUCUCCAAGACUCUGAGAUUCAACACUGAUACCAUUUUAAUGGGUGACCCAACUAAUCCUCCCAUUAUUAAGGCUGCUGCCGGUUUCUCAGGCGAUCAGACUCUUAUCAGCGCUCAAGACCCCUCCACCAACGAGAAGGGAGAGCUUUCUUUCGCCGUAGCUAUUAAGAACUUGGUAUUGGACACUACGGCUAUACCAGGUGGAAAUUCAUUUACUGCCCUAUGGUGGGGUGUUGCUCAAGCUGCGCAUCUGCAGAAUGUACGCAUUACUAUGAGUUCUUCCUCGGGCGGAAACGGCCAUACCGGCAUCCGGAUGGGUCGCGGCUCAACACUCGGCCUCGCCGACGUUCGCGUUGAACGCGGCCAGAACGGUAUUUGGAUUGAUGGACAUCAACAAGCAUCAUUUCACAACAUUUACUUCUUUCAAAAUACCAUAGGCAUGCUCAUCAGCGGCGGCAAUACCUUCAGCAUUUUCUCGUCAACCUUCGACACCUGUGGAACCGGCAUUUCAAACACUGGCGGUUCACCCUGGAUUGCCCUGAUUGACGCAAAGUCAAUUAACUCUGGUGUUACCUUUACAACCAAUCAAUUUCCUUCAUUUAUGAUUGAGAAUCUGACUAAAGAUAAUGGCACACCUGUCGUCGUUGUCCGAGGCUCAACUUUGGUUGGCGCUUCUAGCCAUGUCAACACUUACUCUUACGGCAACACCGUGGGCAGAAACCCUACUUAUGGCGAUGUUACUUCUAGUAACACGAGACCUGGUGCUCUUGCUCCUGGUGGCCGUUACCCUUAUGUGGCCCCCCCUACUUAUGGAGAUCUGCCCAUCUCCAGCUUCCUCAACGUCAAAGACCCUGCGCAGAAUGGAAAUCGUCAGGUCAAAGGGGAUAACACGAUUGAUGAAGCAGCACAAUUAAAUGCCAUCCUGGAACUUGCAGCAAGCCAGAAUAAGGUUGCUUAUUUUCCUUUUGGCAAGUAUCGGGUGGAUUCCACUCUUUUUAUCCCUAAGGGUUCCCGUAUCGUGGGUGAGGCUUGGGCCACCAUCACCGGCAACGGCAACUUUUUCAAGAACGAAAACAGCCCACAACCCGUUGUCUCAGUUGGCCGUGCAGGAGAUGUUGGAAUUGCACAGAUACAAGAUGUAAGAAUCACGGUUAACGAUGUGCUCCCAGGUGCUAUUUUGCUUCAGUUCAAUAUGGCUGGCAACAACCCUGGUGAUGUUGCUAUUUGGAACUCUUUGGUUACUGUUGGUGGCACACGAGGUGCUUCAGCCUUGGCUAAUGCUUGUACCAACAAUAGCAAUGAAUGUAAGGGUGCUUUCAUUGGUAUCCACGUGGCGAAGGGAUCAUCUCCUUACAUUCAAAAUGUUUGGAACUGGGUUGCGGAUCACAUCGCUGAGAACUUCAGUGGCGGCACCUCGAUCGCAGGCAAAGGGGGCAUCUUGGUCGAAUCUACGAAAGCAACCUGGCUGUAUGCGAUAGGAAGUGAGCAUUGGUGGUUGUACCAACUCAAUCUUCACAAUGCCGCCAACGUUGUUGUGUCUCUGCUUCAGGCGGAGACCAACUACCACCAAGGCGCCAACACGCAGCAGAUUCCUCCCGCUCCUUGGGUUGCAAAUGUUGGCACUUGGGGUGAUCCUGAUUUUGCUUGGUGCAACGGCGGCGAUAAAAGAUGCCGUAUGGGCCCUGCAAACUUCAUCAACGGAGGUUCCAACAUCUACACAUAUGCCUCCGCGGCAUGGGCGUUCUUCAGCGGGCCUGGCCAGGGCUGCGCUCAAUUCGAAUGUCAACAAACCAUGCACUGGAUUGCUAGCACCCCAAGCAACCUUCAGGCUUUUGGACUCUGCUCCAAGGAUUCCGUCAACACACUGCGUCUGGGCGACGGCACAUUUAUCAACACCCAGAAUGGAUACACUGGCGGCUGGACUCCCGGCGGUGGUGACGUUGGCCGUUAUACUACUUAA
This is a messenger RNA of Trichoderma harzianum CBS 226.95, 2283 nucleotides long. Its product is annotated as glycoside hydrolase family 55 protein. Bases 1 to 2283 code for a protein of 760 amino acids. NCBI's taxonomy places the organism in Eukaryota, Fungi, Ascomycota, Sordariomycetes, Hypocreales, Hypocreaceae. Gene Ontology annotation, molecular function: polygalacturonase activity. The record is from RefSeq and is a predicted model, not a curated record. The transcript is spliced from 3 exons.